Molecule: messenger RNA, 1573 nt
Organism: Sardina pilchardus (European sardine)
Lineage: Eukaryota; Metazoa; Chordata; Actinopteri; Clupeiformes; Clupeidae
Exons: 7
Coding region: 108-1001 (297 amino acids)
Source: RefSeq, a predicted model, not a curated record
UUCUGAUAUAGGGCACCUUACCUGUACAUUCAUGCCCCAUACUUGAGAUCUGGAAAUACCCCUCCCUUUCCUUUUCUAAAUGUGAAACCUUUUUUUGAUUUGUUUGAAUGUCAGUUGCUCCUCUGCGUGUAUCCAGGCCAACGAUAGCUCCUGUGUUUCAUACCGAGAGUCAACUGAACCAACGAGUUUACCUCAAACAAUAUCCUUCACUGUUAGUGUCAGAAAUGGCUGGGGUCGGCCAGUGUCUAAAAUCAAGCUUAAUCUUCAUCAUCGUUCUUUCACUACUGAGAGGUGUUUUACUAGUUAUAGUUUGUCUGUAUCUCUUAUCUGGGUUCUCGUUCGAGCCAUUAUGGCCUAUGGGGCUUCAAGGAGGAUUAACAAUCGCAAUUUCAUCUCUUGGAAUCUACGGUGCAAGCAAAGAGAAAAGAUCUGCCCUAACCUUGUUUUCUUCUCUUAUCGGCUUACACAUGAUCUGCGUGAUUGUGGCUUUCUUCCUGCUGUUUGGUGCAAGCUGGAUAUAUAUGCUUGGAUUUUUCAUCCCUGAGCUCAUGAAGAUCACCAUGGCUAUUUCCAUGGCCUGUCAGAUAAAGAAGCCCCGGCGUGUGAUUUCAGUGCCAUUUGAGGAACACUAUCGAUUUCCAGCUGAAGAGUUGUCCAACCAAACACCAGUGAUGCUGGGUCCUUUGGCAGAUACUGAUGGUGAAUCAACCUACACAGUGCGUGCGAUCCUCAACUCCAGACGACGGGCCGGAUGUUUACAGUAUCUGGUGGACUGGGAGGGAUAUGGCCCUGAGGAGCGAUGCUGGGUCCCCCACUCUGACAUCAUCGACUUUGGCUGUCAGAGUCUGUUGUUGGAGUUCCAUCGCAACUACCCAAAUCGGCCAGCGCCUCGUCCUCAGGGUCACCCUCCUGGUUGCACCCCUUGUUGGAGUCGCACCACGGCUGGAGCCGUGCCUCCAGUUGAAGAGUUGUCAUUUGAGGAGUACUCUAUUUCCAGCUGAUUGUUGUUCAACCAAACGUACAGUAUAUCUAAGUGUUUGGAUGAAGUUUGAUUCAAUACACUCCAUAUUUACAACAGAAAAAGGCAAACAGACAAGGCAAAUUAAUAAUUAAUGAUAAUAAUCUGAGCAAAAACAAUAGGGCCUUGCACCUACGAUGCAGCCACUGCUUCAGCGGCCGCACCUCGGUGCUCGGGCCCUAAAAAGAGUGUUGACUAUGCAAAUAACUCCGCUGCACAAAUUGUGAUGCACAAUAACUUGUUUAAGUUAACUAGCACUGAACAUGAGGAAAUUCAUGAACUCAUGAUGACCUGAAUUCAUGAUGUUUUUUUUAUAUACAGUAUAUGUUAUCUUAUUAAUGUUGUGUUCAUCAUUCUAAAGAGGCUUACUGUAGCAACUUCAGUGACAUCAUUGCCUCACUUGUCAGUCCCAAUGACUCCAUCACCCAGCAUCGCCUACCUACUGAUCACAGCCUGGUCUCUCAUGAUGAACUUCACCUGUUAUGGUCCAAGUGACCGUAAGUCUUGUAUUUUGUAUUUUCUGAAUUUUGCUAUUAAACUUGUUUUGAUAUUUUG